Messenger RNA from Anastrepha ludens (Mexican fruit fly), 1061 nucleotides. It is a transcript of the gene Ufsp1, whose product is annotated as probable Ufm1-specific protease 1. The record is from RefSeq and is a predicted model, not a curated record. The transcript has 2 exons. Lineage: Eukaryota; Metazoa; Arthropoda; Insecta; Diptera; Tephritidae. Bases 160 to 867 code for a protein of 235 amino acids.
AAGUAAAUAUUUCACUUUCAUAUAGAUAAAACAAGGCAACGUGUUAUGCAGUCGUGUUAGCUAUGAAAAUUUCUUAGCACAGACAUGGUUUAACGAAGGAAUAAAGCAUUUGAGUGAUUUUAUAAUUGAUUAAGCAAGCUAUACAAAGUCGAAAUAGAUAUGGAAGAAGGCACUGUACCAACUAACCAGCUGUCACGCAAGUGCUACCCAUACCCACUACUUUCCAACGUGCACAGAUACUUGUCACCAUCGUCAAAAGCUCCCGAAGCAGACUGCAGAAGUUAUACUUUUUAUACAAAAGGAGAUUGGCUAUAUUUUCAUGAUGGCUGUGACGGUUUCAAGGACAAUGGCUGGGGAUGUGCCUAUCGCACGCUGCAGUCCGUCAGUUCUUGGAUCGUUAACAAACGCGGUUCAAGUGAUUGUGAUGCAACAGUGCCAUCCAUUAAAGAAAUACAGCAAACGAUUGUGCAGAUUGGCUAUAGAGACAAGGAGUUUGUUGGCUCUCACGAUUCUAUAGGAGCAAUUGAAGUAUUCUACACUUUGGAUACACUGUACGAUGUUGUUUGCAAAAUCAUUCACGUUGCACACCAUGAUAAUUUGAAGAAAUACGCCAGUAUUCUGAAGAAAUAUUUUGAAGAUUAUGGUGGACUUGUUAUGAUGUGUGGCGAUAAAAAAGAUGCGUCUAAAGGCAUCGCAGGCCUUCACAUUAGCGGAAAUCAAGUUUAUUUACUAGUCAUCGAUCCCCACUUUGUCGGCGUUCCAAAAUCUGUGCAAGAACUAGUUGACCACGGCUGCAUACGUUGGCAGCACACUUCGGAGUUUGUUGAUAGUUCCUUCUAUAAUAUUUGUUUACCCCAACUUAAAUGAAAAGAUGCCAAAACAUGAAAAUACCUGUGCAAUAUAUACAUGCAUACACACGUAUAUUUGUAUUAUUGAUCUAUUAAGUAUUACAAUCUGAUAACAGAGUUUUUGACUGUUGAAACAUAUAUUUAAUAAAAAUCGAACGCUUUCAAUAAAAAUUUGCUAAACAUAAAAUUUAAAUAAAAUCAUGCAACAAUUUA